GGGUUCCUUUUCGUGACAUUCAGUCAGACGCCUCACUCGCCUCCAAGUCAAGCUCACAGAUUCUAAACUCAUCAUAUAAUUACUGAAAUUCCCUAAUCGAGUCAUUCUGACAGUGGGUACCGCAGUUUCUAAGACGGAAUCGAAAUUCCUCAAUUCUGGUAGUAUCUCGUAAAACGGGACAUCAUCGUGAACCAUGGGCCCCAUCAAAAUUUGCCUUCUUAUUCUAGGAGCAGGUCUCCUGAUUUCGCCGUCUGCUAACGCAAAGUGCAUCAACGUAACCUUACCCAACGUCCUCAACUUGGGAUCCUGCCUCGGCCCAACUCUCGUCACGUGCCCGGACACGUCCGAUGGCCUCUUGGUGGACCUCGCUAGGAUCCUCCGCUGCGUCCUCCAGAUCCUGCCUCAAGUUGGCAACCCCGUAUCGGUACUGCAUAACCUCGUUGGCCUGCUCGAAGCUGUCGUCGCAAGGUUGGGACUGUCGCCUGACAUCGGCGCCCUUUCGAAGAUCCUCUGUGAACCGUUGGGACUCCCAGUUUUCAACUGUGGCGCCAUCAGUCCUGGCAACAUCACAUGCGAGACACCUAUCGAUAUCAGCCUGCCUAGCGUUUUCAACAUCGGCCACUGCCUCAACACGACGCUUCUGUUCUGCGCUGAGGGCUCGACCAUCACCGAGCCCAUCCUGAACGAACUCGUCAGGUCUCUUGGCUGCAUCCUUUCUGCGGCACCCGAAGGGCUUCAGCUGGACCUGGCUCGAUCCUUGGUGUGCCCUCUUGUGAACGUGGUCACUUCGUCGCUUGACGAGUUCACCGAGUUCCUGCCCUUUCGCUUUCUUACCCGAGGAAUCACGAGAACGGUGCAACAAUUGACGACCACUUUGGUAGGAUCCGCGCCCUCCUGUUAAUUACGGCGUGCGCGCCUAACAUAUCAUCCUCAUCGACAAAGUACGCAGGAAAGAACUCUUGUUAAAAAUGUGUUUUCGGAGCUUCUUAACCCCUGACCGUAGUCACAUUGAUGGACCAUUUUAGGGCACGCAUAAAAACAUCCAAGACAU
Ixodes scapularis (black-legged tick) is the source of this 1051-nucleotide messenger RNA. RefSeq lists its product as uncharacterized. The coding region runs from base 194 to 901 and encodes 235 amino acids. The record is from RefSeq and is a predicted model, not a curated record. The transcript has a single exon. NCBI's taxonomy places the organism in Eukaryota, Metazoa, Arthropoda, Arachnida, Ixodida, Ixodidae.